This is a messenger RNA of Dromaius novaehollandiae (emu), 775 nucleotides long. It is a transcript of the gene MGP, whose product is annotated as matrix Gla protein. NCBI's taxonomy places the organism in Eukaryota, Metazoa, Chordata, Aves, Casuariiformes, Dromaiidae. Gene Ontology annotation, molecular function: calcium ion binding. The coding region runs from base 228 to 536 and encodes 102 amino acids. The transcript has 5 exons. The record is from RefSeq and is a predicted model, not a curated record. Gene Ontology annotation, cellular component: extracellular region.
GGAUCGAGAGUGGGAGACAGGAGAGGGGAGGAGUCACCAAUCAAUGCUAAUAAAUAAAAGGCCCCUCUUCUUCAGUCCAGGGUACAGGACGCUGGGAGAACUGCCCCCUCAGACAAGAGCUGCCGGCUGACAGGGAAGCGACUGCUCAGCGGCCCAGGAUCUCCGGCUGCCUCAGUGGGAAGAAAGUGAGAGACACAGCGUGAGAGGUUCCUCUCUGCACUCGCACAAUGCGCACUCUCAUUGUCCUUACACUCCUGGCUUUCCUGGUGAUGGCUGCUACUUGCUAUGAGUCCCAUGAGAGUGUGGAAUCCCACGAGUAUCUCUAUCCCUUCCUCAACAGGCAAAGGGCCAACGACUUCAUGCAACCUGGUAUGAGACUACAAGCCAUCUCUCAGGAGAGGAUCAGGGAACGUACCAAGACCCCCUGGGAACGUCAGAGGGAGAUCUGUGAGAACUAUCCAGGCUGUGACCCACGCGCUAACUAUGGCUAUGCUUCUGCUUACAGGCAGUAUUUUGGGAGGAGGAGGACUAAGUAAAGGAAGACUUGUCUCCACCCUGGGGCCUGGAGCCCUAGGUAUCCUCCCAGAAAAAGCAAUGGCUCUGAGAUAUAUUCAGUUGCUUGUUUCCCUGUAUGUUAACCUGCCUGCUGCUUCACUUACAUGUAGCCAUGGAUUCUUGCAUUCUCUAUUGAUUAGUGCUGAGCUGACGUAGCAGAGAUCAGAGCGAGUUCAGGAUGUGGGUGUUUGCUGCACAAUAAAUUGCUGGUUUGAUACUA